Messenger RNA from Daphnia magna, 1091 nucleotides. RefSeq names its product elongation of very long chain fatty acids protein AAEL008004. The transcript has 2 exons. Gene Ontology annotation, molecular function: fatty acid elongase activity. Gene Ontology annotation, biological process: fatty acid elongation, saturated fatty acid; fatty acid elongation, polyunsaturated fatty acid; sphingolipid biosynthetic process. Gene Ontology annotation, cellular component: endoplasmic reticulum membrane. The record is from RefSeq and is a predicted model, not a curated record. NCBI's taxonomy places the organism in Eukaryota, Metazoa, Arthropoda, Branchiopoda, Diplostraca, Daphniidae. The coding region runs from base 104 to 943 and encodes 279 amino acids.
AAAAAAGAAAAAAAAACCGGAUUUGAGAAAGCCUUUCGAGCGUCUAUAAAUUGUCAAAGAGUACCAAACGGACACUACGCAUUGAGUGGCCGUUGAGUAAACUAUGGGCUCCGUUGCGCAAAUCAUCGUUCAAGAGGGAAGCAGGAUAUGGGAACAAAGAGAUAAGCGAACAGAUGGAUGGAUCUUGGCAGAUUCUCCACUAACGCCAAUCGUCAUUUCUUUAGCUUACCUCCUUGUGGUGAAAACAUUGGGACCGAAGCUUAUGGAAAAUAGGAAACCUUUCCAAUUAAGAAACAUUCUUUUCUUUUACAAUGCAUUCCAAAUCGCUUUUAACGGUUGGAUUUUCUGCAAGACUUGUCAACUGACCUGGUUCAACGGUUACAGUUUGGUUUGUGAGCCGGUCGAUUACUCCAACAACGAAGAUGCCCUGCAAUUAGUUUUGAUAGGCUAUUGCUUUUACAUCUCAAAGAUUAUCGAUUUUCUUGACACCAUCUUUUUCAUAAUGCGCAAAAAGGACAACCAGAUCUCUUUCCUGCACGUUUUGCAUCAUAGCGUUAUGCCAUCGAGUGUUUGGAUUUGUUUCCGAUUUAUCGUUGGCGGUCACUGUUGCUUUUUCGUCACCCUGAAUAGUUUGGUUCACGUUGUCAUGUAUUUCUACUAUCUGAUGGCAGCCAUGGGUCCCAGAUUUCAAAAGUACCUGUGGUGGAAAAAGUACGUGACUGUAUUUCAGAUGGUUCAAUUUGUCUGCGUAGGGUUUCACAGCUUACAAUUGUUGUUCGUCGAAUGUAACUUUCCAACUGCUUUUUCCCUAUGGUCAGUCGUGCAAGCGCUUUUGUUUCUCAGUCUCUUUAAAAAUUUUCAUUCCAAAGCAUACGCAAAAAGUGCUAACCUAGAAUCGAAUUCCGAGUAUAGCCCUAGCCAUUCAGAGAAAAAACUUUCAUAAAGUUUUGAAUCCGAUCGGUGCUAUAGUUCUUUAUACGUUUAAUUAUAGAGAAUAGAAAACCAACUACGCGGUUUAUUUGAUUUUCUCCGGUGUAAAUGUCUUUUUAGUUUCAGAUUUUUUCAUGCCAAAUACAUAUCGUUUGAUAACA